Molecule: messenger RNA, 3087 nt
Organism: Lontra canadensis (Northern American river otter)
Lineage: Eukaryota; Metazoa; Chordata; Mammalia; Carnivora; Mustelidae
Gene: KIF6
Product: kinesin family member 6
Exons: 22
Coding region: 92-2476 (794 amino acids)
Biological process (GO): mitotic spindle organization; microtubule-based movement
Molecular function (GO): ATP binding; microtubule binding; microtubule motor activity
Source: RefSeq, a predicted model, not a curated record
AAGGCUGCGGCUGGCCGGAAGUGGUGGGAGUCAGAAGUUUUAGGAGCCCCCUCCUGAGAGAGGUCAAGGGUCAGUGCAGAGCCAAGAAGACAUGGUGAAGCAGACCAUACAGAUUUUCGCGAGGGUGAAGCCCACUGUCCGGAAGCAGCAACAAGGGAUUUAUUCUAUAGAUGAAGAUGAAAAACUAACCCCUAGCCUGGAAAUUAUCUUACCUCGUGAUUUGGCAGAUGGAUUUGUGAAUAAUAAGCGAGAAAGCUACAAAUUUAAAUUUCAAAAGAUUUUUGAUCAGGGUGCAAGCCAAGAGACCAUUUUUGAAAACAUUGCCAAACCAGUUGCCGAGAGUGUCUUGGCAGGUUACAAUGGUACCAUCUUUGCCUAUGGGCAAACAGGCAGUGGGAAGACAUUCACCAUCACGGGUGGGGCAGAACGCUAUAGUGACCGAGGCAUUAUCCCAAGGACACUGUCAUACAUUUUUGAGAAAUUACAAAAGGACAGCAGCACAAUACAUACAACGCACAUUUCCUAUUUGGAAAUCUACAAUGAAUGUGGUUAUGAUCUAUUGGAUCCAAGACACGAAGCCUCCAGUUUGGAAGAUUUGCCGAAAGUGACAAUAUUGGAGGACCCUGAUCAAAACAUUCACCUGAAAAACCUGUCUCUCCAUCAGGCAGCCACGGAGGAAGAAGCUCUAAAUUUGCUCUUCUUAGGAGACACGAACAGAAUGAUUGCGGAGACUCCAAUGAACCAGGCUUCAACUCGAUCCCACUGCAUUUUCACUAUUCACUUAUCAAGCAAGGAACCAGGAUCUGCAACUGUCCGGCAUGCCAAACUUCAUUUGGUUGACCUGGCUGGUUCAGAGCGAGUUGCAAAGACUGGAGUAGGGGGCCAACUUCUAACUGAGGCCAAGUAUAUCAACUUGUCCCUACAUUACUUAGAACAGGUGAUCAUUGCUCUUUCCGAAAAACACCGUGCACACAUUCCCUACAGGAACUCCAUGAUGACCAGUGUCCUAAGGGACAGUUUGGGAGGGAACUGCAUGACAACCAUGAUUGCAACACUCUCUUUAGAGAAAAGGAAUAUCGACGAGUCGAUAUCUACCUGCAGAUUUGCACAACGAGUGGCACUCAUAAAGAAUGAAGCUGUUCUUAAUGAAGAAAUUGAUCCCAGAUUGAUGAUUAUACGCCUACAAAAAGAAAUCCAGGAACUGAAGGAUGAACUGGCCGUGGUCACUGGGGAGCAGAGGACAGAGGCGCUCACAGACGCGGAGCUCCUUCAGCUGGAAAAACUAAUAACAUCCUUUUUGGAAGACCAGGAUCCAGAGAGCAGACUAGAUGUUGGCACUGAUAUGCGUAAAAUUCAUCACUGUUUCCAUCAUUUAAAGAAACUAUUGAAUGACGAGAAGAUUCAUGGAAAAAGCACAGUCUCCGCCGAAAUCAAAGAUCAGGAUUGCCAAGAACCAUUAAAGGAGGAAGAAUACCAAAAGCUCCGAGACAUUCUACAGCAGAGGGAUAAUGAAAUCAAUAUUCUGGUCAAUAUGCUAAAGAAGGAAAAAAAGAAAGCUCAAGAUGCUCUCCACUUAUCCAGCAUGGGUAGAAGUGAAUGGAGACACUCACAGAGAUCGCCCUUGCCACCUGGGAACUCAGAAGGUCUGAGGACAUUGCCAUCCUCAGCAACCACACAGGUCCGGGACGUCAGCGCUGUCGGGCACAGAUCCAGUUUGCUCCACAGAAAAACAGGGAUGAGAGAAGAAAUGUCCUUAGGACGACAGGAGGCUUUUGAAAUCUUCAAGAGGGACCACGCUGACAGCGUUACCAUCGAAGAUAACAAGCAGAUUUUGAAGCAGAGAUUUUCUGAAGCGAAGGCCCUCGGAGAAAGUAUAAAUGAAACAAGAAGCAAAAUUGGUCACCUGAAGGAAGAAAUCACCCAGCGACAUAUGCAGCAGGUAGCUCUAGGCCUCUCAGAAAACACAGCCUUGCCUUCGAUGGCAGACUCGCUGGAAGAGAAGCUUCGAUCCCAACUGGAGGAAGAAAAGAGAAGGUAUAAAAUAAUGUUCAUGCGCCUGAAGGCCCUGAAGGUGGAGAUCGAACACUUGCAGCUACUCAUGGACAAGGCCAAGGUGAAGCUGCAGAAAGAGUUUGAAGCCUGGUGGACAGAGGAAGCCACCAACCUGCAGGUAAACUCGCCAGCAACGAAUUCGCUCGAUCACAUGAGGCCCUUUCCCCAGACGCCUGAGUCCCAGGAGGGAAGGUCUCAGCUUGUCUCUAACAGAAGUGAUGUGAACACCAGGAAAAUCUUGCCCUCGCCUCACCCCAUCCCACAGAGCUGGGGGCACAACAGCACCAGUGCCUCCCUGGAAAGCAGCAUCUCUGAGAGGCCAGCGUCAUCCAUCCCUCUCACCGGGGACAGCCAGACGGACUCCGACAUCCUGGCAUUCAUCAAGGCCAGACAGAGCAUUCUCCAGAAGAAAUGUUUCCAAUAGGUGUCCAGCUGCAGGAACGGAGUACGGAUGAAGGAAGGCACCUUUUCUCACUCACCCUGCUUCAGAUGUGAUCUGCGGGCUGCUGAGAGCUUCUAGAUUUUGGCUCCAAUAGAAGGGGCUGUGUUUCCUUAAGGAUGUUGUCCUGGAGGCCCCCAGUGAGCCUGGGGCUAGGGCUUAGGGUGCUGUCCUUGCUGUGGGUGCUGGAGAUAGUGCCAAGAUGCUAGGGGCGGGACAGGGGCUUCUACUCACUCUCGUAGUGAUGCUUCCCAUGGUCGAUUAUAAACCUGGGACAUUAUGAAAUAGUACCAUCAGAAUGUAGUGGCAGGGGAAGCUCAUGCUGGUAGAAUAGGGGAGAAAGCUACUUACCAGCCAGCUGUACGAGCCCAGGAAUGGCUAGGGCAAGCCAGGCAGCAGAAUACAACACAGCAGAAUACAAAGCAUCUUGAUGACCAGUCCUGAUCUCCCAAACCAAACUUCUACCAUCACCCUCAUGGCCUGGGUGACCAUAGGCAGUGCCUGAAUCAGCCGUAUCUGCAGAGAGCCACCCAGUAGGGUCCAAGGACAUCACUGCACCCCAAGAGCAGGAGACAGCUCCCGAGAGCUCUGCAGAG